Molecule: messenger RNA, 1013 nt
Organism: Impatiens glandulifera
Lineage: Eukaryota; Viridiplantae; Streptophyta; Magnoliopsida; Ericales; Balsaminaceae
Exons: 3
Coding region: 40-897 (285 amino acids)
Source: RefSeq, a predicted model, not a curated record
UGCGCUGCCGUCCGAUUCUUCUUCCAUUCAUCAGUCUCAAUGGAAGUUCCUGACAAAACAUGGAUGACUAUACUUCGUACUGAUCCAAAAUAUAGCGAGGGGGUUGACAAGUUCAUAGAAUUUGCUGAAAGAUCCACGGGUAGAUCUUCAAUUGCAUGUCCUUGUGUAAAGUGUGCAAAUCGAGUAUAUGAGAAUAAAAUUGUCGUUAGAACUCAUCUGAUUGUAUUCGGCAUCAGACAAAACUAUGGUUUUUGGUAUUUUCACGGGGAAAGGAAAAUUAAAUAUGAGAGUGUAAUUGCUGCUAGUGAGAGUGGGGAAGAUGAAUCAGAUGAUGAACUUGUAAAAGAACCGAUGAAUGUACAACAGAAUAACGAGACUAAUAUCAUCGACAAACCUGUUGACGUUUGUGAGGAUCACCUAAUAAAAGAUAUUAUUGUUGAUUUGUACCCUAAUGACAAUGAUCAUCCUAGUGAAAAUGAUCAUCCCGUUGAUGAUGCUACGACAUUUUACAAAUUGUUGGAUGAUUCGAAACCAACUCUACAAGAUCCAAAUUCGGAGGUCCCUCUUAUUGUUGUUGAGAAAGUGUCUGCGUUGCGCACUGCUAUAGAAGAAGACCCGAGUAAGAAUGAACUACAGUUGACGGAGUACGCCUUCGGGUCUCAAGGACAUGGUAGAGUUGUAGGUAUGGGGGCAGGCGUACGACCUACAUCGUUUAGAGCAGAUGCUCGGGGUUCUUCGAGUAGUCAUCGCACAUACACUCAACAAUUACGCAAGGAGAACCUGAUUCUACAGGAAGAAAUGCGCAAAAUGCGAGAGGACCGUGAAUUGGAGAUAAAGAAGUUUCGAAAGGAGCGUGAAGCAGAGAUGAUAGAGCUGCGAGAGGAGAAUGAGGCUUAGAGACAAUUGUCAUGUGAAGAGAUUGAAGCUAAGAGACAGCUUUGUGAGACUGAGAGACUGCGCUCUGAGGAGCGUGACCAAAUGAGGGAAAAAAUGGUUUAAAUGAAGAAUCAGAU